Molecule: messenger RNA, 617 nt
Organism: Phytophthora infestans T30-4
Lineage: Eukaryota; Oomycota; Peronosporomycetes; Peronosporales; Peronosporaceae
Exons: 3
Coding region: 1-543 (180 amino acids)
Source: RefSeq, a predicted model, not a curated record
AUGGAGCCGACCCGAAAGUGCGAGCUUUUCGUGUUCGAGAGCGGAGCAUUCGGCCAGUGUAUUGUGUGCCUCGUGGAACUAACGAGCUGCAGUGAGAAAGGAAUGCACGACGACAACAAUAGAAAACCAAGUCAACGUCUGUUGAGUGCCAACUCGGCAACGCAAGCUUCAUUCCGCAAUUUACUCAGCAACCACAAGUUCUUCUUCUACAAGCAUAUACCAACAUCAAACAUGCGCCUCACCUACGUCUUGGUUUUUGUUUGCGCGGCCAUCGUCCAAGCCAGUGGCACUGCGGUUUCUGUGACCAAGGGUUCCAAGGCGUUGAUUAAGGAUGGCGAGUCGCCGGAAACUGUCAAUCGACUUCGUGCAGAUGAAGGAAUGCGGCGAUUGGCGGCAAAGGACGGCUUCCUAAGCUUUCUUAAAAAUAAGUUCAAGGGGGCGUUUCCAUGGACGAAGGCCCACAAGCAAAAAAAGAGAAAGGAGGAUAUUGCUCGGUUUCAUCGCCAGUGGUCAGACAUGAGGCAUGCGGGGGCAAAUGUCUAAGAGGAAUACACCAGGACUCUUUUACAUGUAGAUUUCCAAUGUCGCUGGACUGGUGGAAGAUAAAAAAAGAGGAA